AUUUCCUCAGAUACUUUGUCCGCACUUCUGAUCAGUCUCCAAGCAAAUGGCGUCUUACAGGUGGAGUCUGUCGCGUCAAUUUAUCACAAAUGAUGAAUGAAUCGUGAUAUUUGUUAUAAAUAACAAUUAAAUUAACACAUAAAUAAUAUAUAAUGAAAAUAUGAAUGAGGCGAGUGGUGGAAAACAAGAUUUACCAAAUACUACAAACACAACAACGUGGGAUGUUAUGUCGAGCCAGUCGAUAUCUCCGGUAGCAGGCACAAUGCACCACCAUCACAAUCUGCACCAUCAUCACCAUCCUUCAAUGAUGCAACAGGAUCCUGGCUCUAAUGUCAGCCAAGUUAUUGUACCAACUCCAGUAAAACUUCAACCCCAGCAAAUGCCCCAGACUCAAAAUAUUGUCGAUCAUUGCUCUCCGCUGUCACACUUACAGCAGCCAAUGCCAAUAAAUCAAGGCGCACCAGGUUAUCCGGAAGCUGAAUUAUCAAUAGAACUCCAGCAGCAGGGAUGGAAAAAAUUUUGGAGUAAACGAGAAAAUCGGCCGUACUUUUGGAAUAAAUUAACUGGAGAGUCACUAUGGGUAAUGCCGGGUACCAAACCUCAGUUUGAUCCCAUAACUGAUCCUUUGGGAAUUUGCGGAGGGGGUGCGCCAGUGCCACCAGGAAAUGGCCCGCUGACUCCUGGUACUCCGGGGGGUCCUCUGAAACGACGUGCCUCUGAGGACGGCAACCCGACGGUUGCUAUCAAAAAAUUCGUACUCGCCGGUCCAUGGGAUCUCGAUGUACCAACAAAUGUCAUAAUUUAUGAACGGGCGCCGUCAAAUUUACUGCACGUUCACCCGGACGCGGAAGCUCUUCGUUGCAGUUUGCUGUCAAAAUUACGUCAGUGUUACCAAGAGCUUUGUCAUACGCGCGAGUCUAUCGACGCGCCGAAAGAUUCGUUCAAUCGAUGGCUUAUGGAGCGCAAAGUGAUUGAUUGCGGCUCAGAUCCGCUGUUACCAAGUCAGUGUUUUCCUGAGAUCUCAAUGUCGAUGUACCGGGAAAUAAUGAAUGACAUCCCUAUUAAAAUAGUACGGCCUAAAUUCACUGGAGAUGCCAGGAAACAGCUAUCGCGGUAUGCAGAGGCCGCUAAAAAAAUGAUUGAGUCGCGAUCGGCUUCUUCGGAGAGCAGAAAAGUCGUUAAGUGGAAUGCGGAGGACACUUUUCAGUGGCUAAGACGAACAGUUGGCGCAACUUUUGACGAUUUUCAAGACCGACUUGGGCACUUGAAGCGUCAGUGCCAACCUCAUCUUACAGAGUCUGUUAAAACGAGCGUCGAAGGGAUCUGUUUAAAAAUAUACAAUUUAUCAACAGAUUACGCUAAAAAGGUAAAGGACAAAAAUCAUCAAAUAUUAAAAGAAAAUGGCCUUGGAGAUGUGAUACCUCUAGGUGGGCCAGCGAGUACUCAGCGUAAAGUCUGGUGUUAUCCAGUGCAAUUUUCAUUACCGGCACCGCGAUUACCGCAAAUCGAAUAUCUUCCUGAACGUGAGCAAACAAUGUUACGUUAUCACGGCGACACCAUGUGCAUUAACAAUUCCCAUCUAACGAAACUCGAGCACUUGUACAGGUACAACUGUUUUGAUGAUAAAAAAUUUGAAAUGUUUUUACCGCGUGUUUGGUGCGCACUUAAACGCUACCAGACUUAUCUAGGAAUAAAUGAGGGCCAUGCUACACAAAUGGCAUUGCCUGUAACUGUCUUCGAGUGCCUGCAGAGAUCAUUUGGCGUCACAUUUGAAUGCUUUGCCUCUCCAUUUAACUGUUAUUUCCGACAAUACUGCUCGGCGUUCGCCGAUACCGACUCGUACUUUGGGUCACGCGGACCUUUUCUGGACUUUAGGCCUGUAAGUGGUUCGUUCGAAGCCAACCCGCCGUACUGCGAGGAACUGAUGGAAGCUAUGGUAAAUCAUUUUGAGAGAUUGCUGUCUGAUUCAACGGAGCCGCUGUCGUUUAUUGUUUUUCUACCGGAAUGGCGCGACCCGGCACCGAACGCGCUAAUUAAACUUGAGAGCAGUCAUUUUAAACGGAAACAAGUCGUCGUCCCUGCUAUGGAACAUGAAUACAGACAUGGCUUCCAGCAUAUAUUACCCAAAGGGGAAGUUAAUAUCAGAGCAGCGCACGGUACUCUUGUAGUCUGGCUUCAAAACGCAGCUGGAACAGCGCGUUGGGGUCCAACUGAAGAGCGAGUUGAGUCACUCCUAGAAGCUUGGAGACCAGGGAGAGAGCGAGAACGUGAUCGGCAAGAACUCCUGUCGCCUCCAAGACAACCGACUCACCAACCAAUACCUGCUACUCCGCUGCCUUUACCCUCAACAUGUCCAGCAGCUUCACCGACCAGUCCCUCAAUCGCGACCACUAUUCCACCUCAAUCACUGACAAUCCCCGCGGGAAUUCCUAGUGCAUCCGUACCUACAACUACUAACUCACCCACAUCGACGCUACCUUUGUCUUCAUCUGUUCCAGCUCAUCCCAUUUAAUCAUGAUAAUUAUAAUGAUCUCAUUGGUAAGCAAAAUUAACUUUCACUAUCACAGGUCAUUUAUUUCUUCUUAAAAUUCGCUCUUACUGUCGAUUUAUUAUUUAAUUAUUGAUAUUGUAAAUAAGAAUUUAAUGCACAUGCACUCUAAACAAAAAAACAAAAAAAAAAAAAAGGUUGUUACUGAGUUUUAAUGAGAUAUAUAAAUUUAUUUGCCGUAAAACUCAUGCUUAUUUUUAUUUUUUUUUAGAUUUAAAUUUAAUAGUUUGCUUUUCGCGUUUACUAUUAUUGUCUUUUUAUAUUUUUUCAAUUAAAAAAAAAUAUAUAUAUAUAUAUUAUAUUAUAUUAUAUCAGUUGAGUGUACAUUAAUAUACUAGAUAAAAUAUAUAGAGUAAUUAAAAGAGUUAAUAUUAGAAGAGAAAACUAUUAAAUCAGAUAUAUAUCAUUGUAAAAUUUAUUAUCAUAAUUAUUGUCAAAAAAAAAAAAAUAAUAAUAAUAAUAAAUUGGCGUAACAAUUAUUUUAAAAAAUAUAUUAAUAAAUAUACGUAUUGUAUAGGUGAAGAAAUAAAAAUUAAUAAAAAUAAAACCUACAUGUUAUAAAUAAUUUAUCAAUUUUUUGUUAAUUGUUAUGACGACUAAUUGAUACAGUUAUAGACAUGUAGAUUAUUUAAGGGGGGAAAGGGGUCUGAGAUACAAAAACAAGAGGAUAUUUUUGUGAUUUUUUUUUAGAGUACAGUAGGACCUCGUUAUAAGACUAGCUCGGGGCUGUGAGGGAAAAUUCUUAGAAUUGAGGUACCCCCACUAUUGUGCUUAACAGCGUUUGUGCCCAAACCUCGCUAUAAGACUCGCCGUUUUGCUUUUUAUUUCGGUACUCGGUUCAACUCUACUCAAUUAUACAGUGAGUCUAUUUUAUAUAUAAUCAUAAAUAAACAGAAUUUUGUCGUUAUUUUCUGUUAAUUAAUUCUGCGAUACCACGAAAUUUUAAGUAUUCUUUAUAAAAAUACAUUAAUUAAUCUACAAUAUUUAUGUAUGUACAUUUUAUCUCGAUUUUAGUCGUACUGGUCGUUAGUCUUAUAGCGAGUUUUGGCGCAGAACUUUUAUUGAGUUGUAGGUGGGGGAAACAUUCCGAGCGAGUUUUAACUAAUUGAGGGGAAGGAUCUUAUAACGCGUAGUCUUAUAACGAGGUCCUACUGUAUUUUCUUUCUUAAAAUUUGUGACAUCAUUAAGCAUCACUCCAAGAAUAUUCUGCUAAAUUUUCAUAAAAAAAUAUUGAAAAAUAAGCCAUUGGUAGCAGGGAGAGACGAGUCACCUCAAAAAAAGUCUCCAUGCCGUAGGCAGGAUAACUCAUGACUGUUUCAUCUGAAAUUAAAAAACCAAAAAUAUUUCUUUAGUACAAGUUUAUCUUGGAUUUAAACGGAGAAUUUUUUUUUUUCAAUAAUUACUCAUUUUUUAAUUAAACAAAAGGAGCAAUUUUUGGUAAAAAUCAGUUUUUUGAUUGCGCCUUUACUAAAAAUUCAAAAAUGAAUAUUUUGUUUAUUCCUUCGUUCAAAUCCAAGAUAAACUUAUGUACUAAAGAAAUAUUUUUGGUUUUUUUAUUUCAGAUGAGUCAGUCAUGAGUUACCCUGCCUACGGCAUGGAGACUUUUUUUAAGGUGACUUGUCUCUCCCCGCUACCACUGGCUCAUUUUUCAAUAUUUUUUUUUGAAAAUUUAACAGAAUAUUCUUGGAAUGAUGCUUAAUAAUGUCACAAAUUUUGAGAAUUUUUACAAAGAUGGUACUCUGAAAAAAAUUAAAAAAAUAUCCUCUUUUUUUAUGUAUGUCAGACCCCUUUCCCCGCUUAAAUAAAAUAUUACUAGAUACUUGCCGUGCAAGAUUAAAAGGGACUUAAUAAUAAAAGUAUAAAAAAUAAAUAUAUAUUGAAUUGAAGUAUAAAAUAAAAUAAGAAAAAAAAAUCAUUACAAAGAUAAUUAAAGUUAAUCAAUAGUUAUGGCGCCUAAAGUAAUUGAGUAUAUAUAGACUUAAAUUGUUUUUA
Messenger RNA from Microplitis mediator, 4540 nucleotides. RefSeq names its product mRNA (2'-O-methyladenosine-N(6)-)-methyltransferase (gene Pcif1). Lineage: Eukaryota; Metazoa; Arthropoda; Insecta; Hymenoptera; Braconidae. The transcript is spliced from 4 exons. Gene Ontology annotation, molecular function: mRNA (2'-O-methyladenosine-N6-)-methyltransferase activity; RNA polymerase II C-terminal domain binding. The record is from RefSeq and is a predicted model, not a curated record. Gene Ontology annotation, cellular component: nucleus. Bases 161 to 2512 code for a protein of 783 amino acids.